AUGACUUCGAAACUUCUCUGGGUGUGCUUUAUACUUACUACAUCAACAUUCUCAACUUCAUUUUCUCUCCAACCAGACCAACCAAAGGUUCUGCUAGUUGCUUUCGAUGGAUUCCGUUGGGAUUACUUAUAUAAAGUCCCAACGCCCCAUUUUCACUAUGUUAUGAAAUAUGGUGUUCAUGUGAAGCAAGUUACUAAUAUUUUUAUUACCAAGACAUACCCUAACUUUUAUACUAUGGUAACUGGCCUCUUUGCAGAGAGUCAUGGGAUUGUUUCAAAUGACAUGUUUGAUCCCAUUCUGAACAAGUCUUUCUCCUUGGAUCACAUGGAUAUUUACGAUUCUGAGUUUUGGGAAGCAGCAACUCCAGUAUGGAUAACAAACCAAAGAGCAGGUCAUAGUAGCGGUGCAGCCAUGUGGCCUGGAACAGAUGUGAAUAUACACGAGAGCCUCCCUACUCACUACAUGCCUUAUAAUGAAUCCGUUUCAUUUGAAGACAGAGUUGCCAAAAUAAUUGAAUGGUUCACAGCAAAAGAACCUAUUAAUCUUGGUCUUCUCUAUUGGGAGGACCCAGAUGACAUGGGCCACCAUUUGGGGCCUGACAGCCCGCUCAUGGGGCCCGUCAUUUCAGAUAUUGACAACAAGCUAGGAUAUCUCAUAAAAAUGUUAAAAAGGGCAAAGCUGUGGAGUACUCUGAACCUAAUCAUCACAAGUGAUCAUGGAAUGACACAAUGCUCGGAGGAAAGAAUAAUAGAACUUGACCAGUAUCUGAAUAAAGAUGACUAUAUGCUGAUUGAUCAGUCUCCAGUAGCAGCCAUCUUGCCAAAAGAAGGUAAAUUUGAUGAAAUCUAUGAAGCCCUAGUUCAUGCUCAUCCUAAUCUUACUGUAUUCAAAAAAGAAGAAAUUCCAGAAAGAUGGCAUUACAGAUACAACAAUCGAAUUCAACCCAUCAUCGCAGUGGCCGAUGAAGGAUGGUAUAUUUUCCAGAAUAAGUCAGAUAACUUUCUGUUAGGUAACCAUGGUUAUGAUAAUGCACUACCAGAAAUGCAUCCAAUAUUUUUAGCCCGAGGUCCUGCCUUCAGACGGAAUUUCACAAAAGAUUCCAUGAACUCCACAGAUCUUUACUCACUGUUGUGCCACCUCCUCAAUAUCACCGCCAUGCCGCACAAUGGAUCAUUCCAGAAUGUCCAGGAUCUUCUCAAUGCAGCAACUCCUUACGUCAAGAGUACUACACUACUCCAUUGUAAUAACAAACAAAAAGAAUAUAAGCGAGAAAACUCAUAUGAUUAUUUCAUAGGAGUCUCUCUAGGUAGCAUUAUAGUUAUUGUCUUUUUUGUAAUUUUCUUUAAACAUUUAAUUCGCAGUCAGAUACCUGACUUACGAGAUAUGCAGGCUGAAAUAGUUCAACCACUACUACAUGCCUAA
Molecule: messenger RNA, 1422 nt
Organism: Chrysochloris asiatica (Cape golden mole)
Lineage: Eukaryota; Metazoa; Chordata; Mammalia; Afrosoricida; Chrysochloridae
Gene: ENPP5
Product: ectonucleotide pyrophosphatase/phosphodiesterase 5 (putative)
Exons: 3
Coding region: 1-1422 (473 amino acids)
Source: RefSeq, a predicted model, not a curated record